AUGUCACAAGCCACAGCAAUGAGGCGCGGAUUUGUGCUGAUCGGAUUGUACUGUUGGCUAAGCUGCUGUUGGCAAGCGGCGGUAGGCGAGCUUGUGCAGUACUUGGAGGUGUUGGAGAAUGCGCCGCCGGGCACGCGAGUGGGUUUUAUCGAAGCUGACAGCCCGCCGUAUCUAGUGGUACCGGUGCCAGGCUCGCGUGCUGACUCGGACUUGCAGGUGGAACCCGGCAGCGGUGAAAUCCGCACCCGCGCAGUUUUGGAUCGCGAAAAUCGCGACUCGUACAGCAUGGUGGCUCUGCCGCAAAACGUACGUGUGAUAGUACGUGUGCUCGACGAAAACGACAAUGUACCGAGCUUUCCGGUGGAUACGCUGCAGUUGGAGUUCCCAGAGAACUCACCACUAGACUCGAAGCGCGCGCUGCCUCCUGCCAAGGAUCCGGACCUCGGGCGCUUUUCCACUCAGCGUUAUGAUAUCGUCGCGGGCAAUGAAGAGCAAGCAUUCCGGCUGGUUUCGCAGCGCGGUCGUGAUGGCGUGCUCUAUCUGGACCUACAACAAGCGCGCGCGCUCGAUCGAGAGACGCGCGCCUCCUACCGUUUACUUGUCGAGGCCUCCGAUGGCGGCGAGCCGCCACUGCGCUCGCGGCUACAUGUAGACGUGGUAGUGCAGGACGUGAACGACAAUCCACCGGUUUGGUCACGAUUGCGCUACACGGCCGAGCUAUCGGAAAAUGCGAGUGUGGGUACGCCGGUGCUACAAGUUGAGGCCCGCGACGCCGAUUCUGGCGAUAACGGUCACAUCGAGUACUCGAUCAACCGUCGCCAGUCGGAUCGCGACGGCGUAUUUCGCAUCGAGCCUGACAGCGGCUUGGUGCUACUCUCGCGACCCCUUGACUUCGAAUCGCGCCAGCAUCACGAGCUCGUAUUGGUGGCACGCGACCGAGGCGUUCGACCGCUCGAGGCAUCGGCUUUCUUGAGCGUAUGUGUUACUGACGUCAACGACAAUCAGCCGAUUAUCGCGCUAAUUUUUCUAUCGGACGACGCCACACCCAAGGUGAGUGAAGCUGCGGAGCCGGGUGAGCUAGUAGCCCGGUUAUCAGUCAGCGACCCGGAUUCGCGAGCCGAGUAUGCCAAUGCAAGCCUCAACCUCAAUGGCGGGGAGGGCCAUUUCGGCCUUGCAAGUCGUGACGGCGUGAUUUACCUAGUGGUGGUGGCCGCUACGCGGUCUCUCGAUCGUGAGCUUUGCGCCUCCUACGAGCUGGUUCUUGAAGCCAGCGACGCGGGCAACCCACCACUGCGGGCGAGCCGCAGCUUUCGUCUCGCUGUCACGGAUGUUAACGAUAACGCACCGCAUUUCGAGCGUCAGUGCUACGAAAUCAGCCUGCUCGAGAACACGGAGCCCGGUACUUCGAUCUUGCGCGUGCACGCUCAUGACCCCGACGAGGGUCCGAACGCUCGAGUGCGAUACGCAUUGCUCAAUACCACCGCUAGUUUCGGUUUGGAUUCGGAGUCGGGCCUGCUCACCAAUCUAGCACGACUUGACUGUGAGGCCGACCCGGCGCCAAGGUUGCUCAUCAUAGCCGUCGACGGUGGCAGCCCCGCCUUUACAGCAACUACUACUGUCCAGCUCAUUGUACACGGGCUUAACAAUAACGAGCCCAUCUUCGAGCGACCCUUCUACAAUAUCAGUUUGCCAGAGGACCUUCCCGCAGGCCGGUGCUUUCUGAAGAUUGACACUAGAUUGGUAUUUAUGAUGAAAAUAAGUUGCUAA
Phymastichus coffea is the source of this 1767-nucleotide messenger RNA. Its product is annotated as protein dachsous-like. Gene Ontology annotation, molecular function: cadherin binding; calcium ion binding. The coding region runs from base 1 to 1767 and encodes 588 amino acids. Gene Ontology annotation, biological process: homophilic cell-cell adhesion. Lineage: Eukaryota; Metazoa; Arthropoda; Insecta; Hymenoptera; Eulophidae. The record is from RefSeq and is a predicted model, not a curated record. Gene Ontology annotation, cellular component: catenin complex; plasma membrane. The transcript has 2 exons.